Messenger RNA from Myxocyprinus asiaticus (Chinese sucker), 2408 nucleotides. RefSeq names its product E3 ubiquitin/ISG15 ligase TRIM25-like. Gene Ontology annotation, molecular function: zinc ion binding; protein binding. The record is from RefSeq and is a predicted model, not a curated record. The transcript has 6 exons. Bases 100 to 1761 code for a protein of 553 amino acids. NCBI's taxonomy places the organism in Eukaryota, Metazoa, Chordata, Actinopteri, Cypriniformes, Catostomidae.
GGAAGAUGAAUAAAACCCUCCAGUACUGAGAAAAAUAAACUAAAUUGUUGUCAAGCUGCAGUAUGUAUCGUCUCUUCUUCUGUUUGUAUACAGAGUGAAAUGGCAGAAGCCAGUAUUUCAGUGGCUCAGGAUCAGUUCUGCUGUUCAGUUUGUCUGGAUCUACUGAAGGAUCCAGUGAGCAUUCCCUGUGGACACAGUUACUGUAUGAACUGUAUUACAGACUACUGGAAUCAGGAGGAUCUGAGGGGAGUCUACAGAUGCCCGCAGUGCAGAAAAGCCUUCACUCCAAGACCUGUUUUAGGCAAAAAUGUGAUGAUUGCUGAAAUGGUGGAAAAACUGAAGAAGAUGGAAAUCCAAGCUACUCGCCCUGCUCCCCAUCACACCGGAUCCAGAGAUGUGGAGUGUGACAUCUGUACUGGAAGAAAACAGAAAGCCAUCAAGUCCUGUCUGGUGUGUCUCAACUCUUACUGUCAAAAUCAUCUUGAACAACAUGAGAAUUUCUUCAGGAGUAAGAGACACAACUUGAUUGAUGCCACUGGACGACUUAAAGAGAUGAUCUGCCCUCAACAUGAUAAAAUGCUGGAAAUUUACUGUCAAACUGAUCAGAGAUGUAUUUGUAUGCUGUGUAUGGUGGAUGAACAUAAGAACCACGACAAUGUAUCAGCUGCAACAGCGAGAACUGAAAAACAGAGAUAUUUGGGGCAAACACAUAGUAAACUCCAGCAGAGAAUCGAGAAGAAAGAAAAAUAUGUUCAGGAGCUGAGAGAUGCUGUGGAGAAACAGAAGCACUCUGCACAGACAGCAGUGGAGGACUGUGAGCUGAUCUUCACUGAGUUGAUCUCAUCCAUUGAGAAAAGGCGCUCUGAGAUGACACAGCUGAUCAGAGAUCAGGAAAAGGCUACAGUGAGUCGAGCUGAAGAACUCUUGAAGCGACUGGAGCAGGAGAUUGAUGAUCUAAGGAGGAGAAAUGCUGGACUAAUGCAGCUUUCAAACAGCGAUGAUCACAUUAGAUUCCUGCAGAGUUUCCAGUCACUCUCUGUCCCUCUUGGAUCUACAGACAACAUCAAUGUCACUUCUCAUCUCAAUUUUGAUGAUAUAGUGAAAUCUGUCGCUCAAUUCAGAGACAAACUGCAGCACUUCUUCAGAGAGGAGACCGAGAAGAUAUCACCUAGAGUGAGAGGCACUUUUCAGAUCAUUUUCACUCCUGAAUUCAACACAAGGGAGGAGUUCCUUCAAUAUUUCCGUCACUUCACUCUGGAUCCAAACACAAUGAAUUAUUUCCUCCAUCUCUCUGAGGACAACAAAAAUGUUACUGCCACUGACACACCCCGGCACUAUCCUGAUCAUCUGGAUAGAUUUGAUGUGUGGUUUGAGGUGUUGUGUAAUGAGAGUGUUGAUGGACGUUGUUACUUGGAGGUGGACUGGAUUGGGAAAGAUGGAGUGGACAUAGCCAUGACAUAUAAGAGUAUCAGGAGGAAGGGAGAUGGUCCUGAGAGUGCAGCUGGACGUAAUGAUCAGUCCUGGAGUUUGUUUUGCUCUCCUUCCAGUUACUCAUUCUGGCAUAAUAACAUUGAGACCAUACUUCCUGUAGUCCACAGCUCCAGAAGAAUAGGAGUGUAUGUGGAUCACAGUGCAGGAGUUUUGUCCUUCUACAGCGUCUCUGACACAAUGAGUCUGAUCCACAGAGUCCACACCACAUUCACUCAACCUCUGUAUCCUGUGUUUGGACUAAGUAAAUACUCAACAGUUAAAGUGUAUUAGUGUGUGUGUAUCAAUGAUGCAGAAAUUCUACAAAUAAUUGUCAUGUCAUGUGGCAAUGCACCAUGAUAAAUCACUAGCAGUGAGGGUCUUAUUUUUCUAACCAGUAAAUCAUAAACUUUUAAUAAUCUCACAGGAGUACAAUUUUUGUUAUCAGAUUUGUCUAAUAAUGGUUGUAGUGUUAGUGUGGGAGCUGAUUAUCAACCAUGUUGAAAAAUUGGAUUUAUAAUCAAAUGAUUUUUUAUAAAUCAUAUUCAGUCUUUUUGCAACUUUUCUUUUAAAUGUCCUCAUGUAGGGUUAAUGAAAAUGUUUUUAUAUGUAAAAAUAAUUUUGAUUCUGUCUUUUGAUUUUACUAUAUUGUUUCACACAAAACUAAGGAACUUAAAACAUUUUAUCAUAGAUGUGGGUUUAACGUUUGUCUGAAAAUGCUACAUUAUAUUCCCUUGCCUGUAUUGUGAAAUAAUUAUUGUAUGAAUAAAUCACAGUUUUUAGAGAUGCAUUUCUGAUUUCCUUCAUGUCACAAAAAUAAAAUAAAAUGUGAUGUUGAACUGUGGGACUGUUUUAGUAUUGUCAUUUUAAAGAGUUUCUAUAAUGCACUUCAAUCUAUAGAUUCACAGAAAAGAAUGCAUGCCUAAUAUUUAAAAACUUGA